Molecule: messenger RNA, 1368 nt
Organism: Penicillium malachiteum
Lineage: Eukaryota; Fungi; Ascomycota; Eurotiomycetes; Eurotiales; Aspergillaceae
Exons: 2
Coding region: 1-1368 (455 amino acids)
Biological process (GO): secondary metabolite biosynthetic process
Molecular function (GO): acyltransferase activity, transferring groups other than amino-acyl groups
Source: RefSeq, a predicted model, not a curated record
AUGGAAGGAGAGACCAACUAUGAGCUGUCAGAUAUUGACAGGAUCACAGUUCCCAUGAUGGUGAGAGCAUUCCUCAUCUAUGAGGUAUCAUCCGCCAGCGAUAUGGAACGAUUGGUUAUCUCGAUCAAUGAAGGUGUUCAGAAUGCAACCCGUCAGGUACCAUUGAUGGCAGGCGUGGUGAAAUACAAUGAAUGUGGCAAGCCGUAUCUCGUGACUCCUCCUGGAGCCCAGGUUGAAUGCCACGUCCAGCGCUUCGAAAAUGACGAACACAAAUCGUUUUCCAAGCUAGCCAGCGAGUCAUUCUCACCUGUUGAUCUGGACUCGACAAAGUUCCUGCCUGAAUUACCAGUCGACAAAAAGCCAGUGUGUGCACUCCAACUCAAUGCAAUUGAAGGUGGUCUAAUACUGGCGCUCACUAUGCUCCACACUGCUGGAGAUUGGGAAUCUAUGCGCGCGUUUUUGUCAUUGGUAUGCCAAGGAAGCCAAGCCUAUCAUCAAGGACAUAGCAUGCCAAUCUAUACUCCAGACCUCAACAGAUCGGCUUAUAAUGGAAAAAACAAAGCCGGCAUCUCGAAGCAUGAGUUGGCCGAAAGGUGCGAAGGCUUUUAUCUCAUGGAGCCAGGAAGUUUCAUCCCAAAAACACCUCCACCAUUUCGCACAGUCAUCUAUAAGAUUUCCCAGUCAGCACUCGCGGAUCUUAAAGCACAAUGUACACCUCUUGAUGUCGAGUACUUAAGUUCCUAUGACUGCAUGUCCGCCCUUUUAUGGGUAGCUCUUACUCGAGCCCGAAUCCAGCUUCAUCCCGAGAAGACCGAUUCUCAAUCCCGGUUGGCACAUCCUAUCGAUCUUCGCUCCAGAGAUCCCAAAAAUCUAUCAUCUGCACAGUACUUCGGGAAUGGUGUGUUUCCGACGCUGGCUGGUCCGAUAAAUGCUCAGUUGCUCCUAUCAGAUGAUGGUUUAAGCAUCGCAUCUUCAUCAAUUCGCAAAUCUAUCAAUGAAAUCAACAUGGAUUAUAUCAAGGAUUGCACCGCGCUUGUCGCAUCUUUAGGGCCGACUGACACCUUGGGGUACCACGCUGACUUCCAUGACAUGGAUAUCCUGAUGAACACUUGGUUCUCUGGAAGUGCGCAAGAUUUUGUGAUUGGGGAUAAUCUGGCGCCGAGCACGUUUCGUACCCAACGACCGAUUACAGGGGCCUGCUUCUUGGUUUUGCCCAAUGUGGGCGGAGCCAAAUCAAAUGAUCGUGAGGUUCUCAUCCAAUUGGAAGAGAGGGAAUAUGAGAUUAUGCGCCGAGACGAGCAAUUUUCCAAGUUUUUUGAGGUGUUUCCUGCGAAGAGGGGGCCACAUCCAAAGCUGGGUUCCCCAUAA